Molecule: messenger RNA, 8327 nt
Organism: Ylistrum balloti
Lineage: Eukaryota; Metazoa; Mollusca; Bivalvia; Pectinida; Pectinidae
Product: tyrosine-protein phosphatase non-receptor type 14-like
Exons: 18
Coding region: 148-4095 (1315 amino acids)
Biological process (GO): protein dephosphorylation
Cellular component (GO): cytoskeleton
Molecular function (GO): protein tyrosine phosphatase activity
Source: RefSeq, a predicted model, not a curated record
AGUCAAGGGUGUUUCCCCACAGUGAAGAUUGUCAUUAUAGAGAUUUCUUCGUCGAAGAAGAGUCGUACUUAACCUUUGUGAUAUCCAAACGCACAGAUAUACAGAUCCAACUACAGACCACCCAUGUGUAGACAGGAAUAAGAAACAAUGCCAUUUGGCUUACGUUUUAAAAGGACCAGGAGAUAUGAGGUUUCAUCCAAAAAUGUCUUUGUGGUGGGAGUGUCCAUGUUGGACAAUUCAUUCCUGGAAUGUACUCUGAACUCGGACAGCACAGGACAAGAAUGCCUUGAUAGCAUUGCACAACGUAUUGAACUCAAUGAGACUCAGUACUUUGGCCUGCGUUAUGUAACAAAGAAACUUCAGUUCCACUGGGUAGACCUGACCAAGCCUCUAAAGAAACAGAUAGACAAAAAUGCCCAGGCAGCCACAGCACCACGCCUCUACUUCGGUGUCAUGUUCUACAUCCCGGGGGCUCACAGGAUCACCGAUGAUGCAGCAAGAUAUAACUACUUCCUGCAGCUAAAGACUGACAUUGUUGAGGGGCGAAUCCCUAUCAUCUUGGACCAAGUGGUACGCUUAGCAGCCUUUUGUCUGCAAGCCGAGUUUGGUGAUCACGAUUAUGAUAAAAAUGCCCAAGACUACUUCAAGGACAACAACCUGUUCCCUAAAACAAUGUGUAAGGAUGACAGUGUGAUGGCGGAGAUGAUGAACGAGACACUGAGUGGUUACAUCAGUCUCCAGGGAGUGCAUCCUUUUAAGGCAGAGAUGCAGUAUAUCAAGGAGAUACAAAUGAUGGACGGCUAUGGAAUGGAGUACUACAUAGCAAAGGAUGAGAAAGGAAAAGAACUCUACCUCGGAACAUCCUACCUGGGAAUAUUUGCUCGUUAUCUGGAUGCUCAACCAGCCAUCUUCUUCAGAUGGUCAGAGAUUGCACGCCUGACUCAGAGUAAGAAAACACUGGAGAUUGACACAUCCAAGUCUUCCUGUCAAUAUCAGAUGGAAGAUUCUGAGACAGCCAAGUACUUCCGGAGAAUGGGUUCCUUACAACAAAAGUUUUAUAGGGCAAACAAGGGCACCCCUAGGGAUUUGCAACAGAGCAUGCCAACACCAGCUGAUUUCCCAGACCAGCUUACCCAGUCUCAGACAUCACUGACUUACUCCCAACAUUCCCAUCAGUCACAACAAUCCCAGGACGCACGAUUUGAGAAAGAGUUGUCCCAGUCGACGGCAUCAGAGGAUUACUACCGUCAAUCACAGCAAUCGCUUGAGACAACUAGCAGUCAUGAAUUACCACCACCACCACCACCACAACAACAACAACCACAACAACAACAACCACAACAACCACCACCUCAUGUGUUUCCUGACGGGGGCGUCAUGAUGAAUGGACGCAUGUACAGUCCCAUGAUGCAACACCAGCAGUUGCAUCCACCACAAACACCACCACAGCCACAACGCAUUGACCCGUCUUACGCCAGCAGGGCAGCAGCUCUUCCAGCAUAUCGACCUAGUCCGUCCUAUGAAUCAGUGAUGAGACAGAGAGUCAACCAACAGCAAAUGCACAAAAAUACACAGAUGUAUGGACAGCAACAACAAGGGGAGACAAUUUCAUAUACCAGUCAACAAGGGGAGACAAUUCCUUUCCCCAGUCAGCCUGGUGAGAGUUUACAAUAUACUGGACAACAAAGAGAAGGAAUACCAUUUCCUCACCAACAUAUGACCUCUGAGAUGUCCAAGUAUGGUCCACCUGAAAACGAUUAUGUCAACAGUACCACUAUCAGAAACUACAGCAAUAGUACUAUGUAUGCCAAUGUGUUUCAAGAGGAAAAGGCAAACUACCUCCAACAGUACAGACCAGAGAGUAAUCUCAUUAUGCAGACUACAUAUAGCACCCCAGAGCUCAACUCUCAGGGGGCAUUGCCCCAGUACAGCACAGACAAUGGGUUGAAUGAGCCCCUCCCCUUUCAGUACAAACCACCUCCUCCAUAUCCCAGGGCUAGUAGUAGUACUCCAGACCUAGCUGUGCAGACCACCAAUGCCAACAGUAUUGGUGAUAGUCCUGAUCUGGUGUCAAGGAAAAAUCUGGGUAUGUCUGCACUAGCACUGCAAUCAAAUCUAGAUAAAAGUGUAGAAAAUUUGGCUGAUGUUGUUCCCAAACAAAAGCAGAAUAUUGUGAUGAAUCCCAAUACACCUCAGAUAGCAAUCAGUCAGAUGACAACAAACACUGGGGGUAGCCCUGUGGACAAUGACGACGCAUCCAGUGAUCACUCGGGUGCAACAUUCCACGCCCGAGACACGGACAGUGAGGUAGAGGAUGGCGGGGGUGAUAGGACACUUAAACGUGAAGGUAGCAAGUCACAAAUACAGAUAAAAUAUGUUGCCCCGAGUAAGGCUCCCCCUCCCUCAACUUCUAAGGAAGUGGUCACACGGAGGGAAAGCUUCAGGAGGAUGAUGAUUGCUCGAACAACUGGACAGCUCAACCCUCCAGCAUUAUGUAGUGAGGAACUGUCGGGGACUCCCGGGGUCGGAGGAUCAAAUGCUAAAUCAGAAAAUGACGUUAUUCCUGAACAGGCUGAUAUUGAUCUUGAUGCAUUAAAAUUAGAAAAAGCAAAAGUUGAUAGAAAUUUGUCAUUCCAGUCAAAAUUAGAAAGAAAGACUUCUAUUCAGUCAAGUUUAGAGAGAAAUAGAUUAAGUCAAUCGAAAGGUCAGUCGACAUUAGAAAGAAAAUCUUCCAACCAGUCCAAAGGCCAGUCCACAUUAGAAAGAAAGUCUUCAAACCAAUCGAAAGGCCAGUCAACAUUAGAAAGGAAAGCAUCCAGCCAAUCAAAAUUGCAAUCAACUUUAGAGAGGAAAGCAUCCAACCAAUCGAAAGUUGAAAGGACUUCAUCUGUUCAGUCUCAUUCGAGUAGUGUGUCUGGUGGUAGUUCUGUGUCAAUGACAGAGAGGAGCUCCCCAAGUGGGGAUCAUGACUCUUACUUAAACUUGGCUUUUGUGCCCCCAGUGGGGAAUUAUAUGAGAGAAGAGACAGUGAAAAAGAUAAAGGAAUUGACAGAGAGAGAAGAGGAAUUCAACAAAGACUACCUCAGUGAUUCUGACCCUGAGGAGGAAGGAAUCAAGAGACGCAUUGGUCCUCUUAAAAUGGCCGCUCUAAAUGGUCUGACGCUGUCCCGACCUAUGGUGCUGGCACUGAUGAAUGACGAAAGUAGAGCUCCGAAGGAUGAACGGAGAAAGUUACUUGAAACCAAACUGUCUGAGAAUCUCGUAUUUAAAGAAUUCGAAGAAAUUCCUAAAAAGGCCCCAUCGAUGGAGUGUCAGUGUGCUAAACUGUCUGAAAAUGAAUCUCGUAAUCGCUUUCGUGAUGUGCUUCCAUAUGAUGCCACCAGGGUGAAAAUUAAUCCAAGGAAAGACAACCCAUCAGGCUAUAUAAACGCAUCACAUGUAAAGUUGCCAGUUGAUGACCGAGUGUGGUGGUACAUUGCCACACAGGCACCCAUGUCAAACACAGCAGUGGAUUUUUGGCAGAUGGUCUGGGAACAGGAAGUUGAUGUGAUCGCCAUGCUUACUGCUGUUGUGGAGCUGGGAAAAAGGAAGUGCUAUGAGUACUGGCCACAGGAGAUUGGACCAGAACACAAAAUAAUCUUUGGUCAAUUUGAGGUGACCCUGAUGUUCUGUAACGACUCCCUGUGCUAUGUGACCAACAGGAUAUCUGUAGUUCAUCUCCCAACAAAGAAAGAGCGCCAGUUGUGGCAUCUCCAGUACACGGACUGGCCUGAUCACGGCUGUCCAGAGGAUAUGUAUGGUUUUCUGGGCUUUUUGGAUGAGGUAGAGUCAGUACAAAGACUUGCAGAAAGUGAGGAAGGUAGCGGCAAGAAAUUACCUAUCCUGGUCCACUGUAGCGCUGGGGUGGGGCGUACAGGGGUAGUGAUCCUCACGCAAGUCAUGAAGUGGUGUCUGGAACACAACCAUGAUAUAGAUCUACAGAAAGCUCUGGGAUCUAUUCGACAGCAGCGCAUGUACCUGGUUCAGACUGUCGGACAGUACAACUUUAUACACAAGACACUGAUACAGUAUCUGAAGAACACAAGACUUAUAUGAUCAACAUUACUGAGAAUUACAACUUUGUUUAUACAUCAACAGAAUGAAGCAGCUUGGUUCACCAAUCAACAAAGGAUUUCAUUGAUAGCACAGAUGCUGGUCACAAUGUGUUAGAAUGGAAGACUACGGGUAGUCUUCUUUUAGGGAAAUGGAUCUUUAAAGAUUGGACAGAAAGUUGAACCUCAUUGUGGAAAAAAAAUCAGGGAUUGUUAAACAGCUAUGCUAAAUAAGAUUUUAUAAAACUUUUAAGUGGCAAAAUUCAUAAGAAUGAUGGUACACAGCAUGGAUGUUGAUUAGUAAAAUAGUGCUUGUUUUGUAUUAACAUUUCACAAGUUGACAUGAUUUGAUUUCUCAGUUUGAUGUAAUAGAAGUUAUUGGGUAUACAUGAUCAUUUCACUUUAUGGUAUGAAGGAUGAAAAGACCGUAACAUGUUAUUUGCAGUAAGAGGGGAAAAUGUGACACAGUUGCGAAUGUUUGAACUGUUCAUGGGAAAAAAUCUUGGAAUGUUCUGCAUAUAAAAAAAUGUUUGACAUGUCCAAAACAAUAUUUUUCACUAGAUGUGAAAUAGCUGGAGAUGUUUGUAAUCUUGAGUUUCAUCUGUGCCAUAUACACACACACACAUUGAUAUUACAUAAAAUAUGUUGUUCAUGUUCAAAUGAUAAAUGUAUAUGCAAUUGUUAUUAUAAAUCAGAGAAAAAGAGUACACAAGAAUUACUAUUGUUUUUUUCCUUUUGUAAUUUACAGUGAUUGAUCUACAGGUAAAUAUUUCAAGGUAUGAUGGUUUUGGCUUUGAUAUUUAUUUCCAAGUUGGACAUGGAAUUUAAUGCAUAGUUAUUGUGUCCCAUGGUUGUAACUUUGGUGACCAUUCAUAGGAAGAUGUUUAGAGUGUUAUAAUGAAACUUUGAUUAUUGAAGUAAUUCCCUAUAAAAUUUUGUCAAAAAUGUUGUUCAAAUAUAUGAUAUUACAGUGUAAGCUGUAUAGGAAGAUGCAAAAGAUUUGUAGAAAAAGGAAAAGUAUGGAAUAUUAUUGUUGUGAAGGCAGUGAAUGCUAUAUGGUUUUAGUUGUAUUGCAAAUAUUGCAAAAAAUAUUCUUGUGAUAUUUUUUAAAAAUAUGUAUUUAGGUUUGUAGUUAUUUUUCUGUGAAAUAUAUGUUUUGAAGUUUAGUAUGCUUGAUAUCAAAUACAGAAAAAGGUGAUAUUGCUGUGGUACGACCUCCGAGGGAAGGGAGAUCAGUCUGGAGUUCAUUGUCUGAAAUAAUUGUCCUUGAAUAGUGAAUGUACAAAUAGGCCAGAAUUGGAUGUAAUUUGCCAAACUUUUGACAUAGAUGAUCAGCAUUUCAAUAUUCAUGUACCCAUCACAUACUCAACAUACAACGACUCAUGUCUUAAUCCAUAUUGUAUUGUCGAAUGUAAAUUUUUAUAAAUUGUUCUAGUCAUUCAUCGAUGUUUUGUUUUGUUAAAAAAUGUCUUGCGUUGCGUAAUAUUUCAUCUUAUUUUCAGUUCUUCCAUAAAUUUCAGCUUAUAAGUUUUCCACGAGAUAAACUGAUUAGUUGAUUAGUGUAUUUAGUGUUGAGAGAGAAUGUGAGUGCUAUAGAUCAAUGAAUGUUAGACUUAGUUCAACAGGUAAAGACAAAAUUUCACAGGUUUAAAAUUCUGAGUCGGUAGUUGAUUGAUCAGUGUAAAAAGUGAAUGGUUGUGAUUUUUUCCUGCGAGUGUUAUGUGAUUGAGAUUACUUGGUGCAAUAUAUAAACCAUAGAAUUGUUUUAUUUCUGACAUGUUUGAAUGUAUUUAAUUCAUAAUAUAUUUACAGGCACAAUUUUUCAUUGAAGACAAUUAAAUGUUUCGCUUUCUUUAUUGUGCACCUCACAUAUUAUAGGAGUCAAUGAAAAUCACCAAAAAUUAUAUUUUUUAGUAACUCUUUUUUAAAUUUGCGGUAUAUAUGGGAUGUGGAAUAAAAUUCAUGAAUUUUAUAAUAGGUAUACAUGAAAAGUGGUUGUGAAUUUGUGAUAUUUUUGGUUAUAUUCCACUGAAAUCAUUUGAAUCCUUUUGUUGAAAGAAUUUUUUUUUAAUUGAUAGAAAUAUGUCAAGAUAAUAUUCGAGAAACCUUUGAAAAACACAGAUGGUAAAAUUAUAACAAUCAAAUGAAAAAAACACUAUGCAAAUUAUUUUGUCCUUUUUUUUUUUUUAAUUUCAGGCUUUUAAUCAAACAAUCACAUUGAAUUUGAUAAUUGGUAAUUGCUUUGUAUUUGUACUCUGAGAAUUUAUAAGUAGAUUCUUUUAUGACUGUUAAUCAGGAAACACUGAUAUGGAGACUCUAUGCGGAGGCCGUCAUUUAUUUGUAGGAAAUAUGCUUCAGUAAAUUCAAAGGGAGUUAACUGUAGUCGGCAAUCUGUCAAGUGCAGGUAACAUCAUUAUUCAGAUUUGAUGUUUUAUUAGUUUGCAUAAAUUUCCUUCAAAUUCAAAAAACAAUUAUGAAUUUCAUUCUAGCAAUAAUAUAUUUCAUUGUUGAUUUAUAUUGUUCACAUAAAUGUUGACUUCCAAAGCCGACUGUAAAACAGCAACAUUUUUAGAAUUUGUACACAAUAUAUUGAUGUAUAAUGAAAUCAUAUGAUGUGAUGUAGUUCUAAUAUACAUCAGCUAUUUUUCAUUUUUAUGUUGUAAAAUAUUCAUACUCUCAUAAUCAACCUGUGUUUCUAUCAAAGUAUAUUAUACUUCUGUCUAUUUCAAACAUUUUUCAUGUUUGAUUAAUUCAUUUCAUCUAUAUGCUUUUGUAACAGAAAUUAUUUCACUUCAUAUUUUGCACAUCUUUAGUAACCUCAAAAAAAGGGGGUGGUGGGGGUCGGUUGGCUGGUUACAUAACUGUGAUACCAGGAAGCUAUUGUUUACAUAGAAGUGUUCAAUUCUGUCAAAAGCUGAAAUCCUUUCAGAUUGCGAAGUUAUGAUGGAUUUUUUCAAACUUAUUAUAUAGGAUGGUUAGGUUAGGCAUAAUACACCACACAUCAAUAUGUUCAAGUUAAAUCCCAUCCUUCCAGUGCAGUAGUUCUGUAAAAGACAAUAUCAGUAUUAUACAAACUGUAUCACCUUGUCUAGUGACUCGGUAAUGUUUAGUGUAUGUUCAACCUUAGAAAUCCGAUAUAGCUUGUAGUGUCGACAUCUUGCCCAAAAAGAUUGCAACUACACUUUUGAUGCCAGUAGAAGGUGGUGAUAUCUCAUCAUGUACCUGUUUAUCUCCUCCAUUUAUCGUGGAACUGAUAUUCCAUAAUGACCUGUGCUUUUCAUUGUUAUUUUUACAUUGUUGAAUAAUGAAAUGUAAAGGUAAAGGGAGAUCAUCCAUUAUCUAAAGUCUAGAAAAAUGGAUAGAAAUUUACACAUGGUCAAAAGGUAAUUCUAAGCCUAUUCCGUUACAUAUACAGCAAUAUCUUACCAGUUAAUCUGUGAAAAUAUAUCUAUAUACAAAUGGACAAAACAUUCAUAUGGAAUUGGUAUUGCUGAAGUAGUUGGCUGCAGUAUUUUUUAAUGCAAGCUGAUGUACUGUAGAUCUGUUGUAGAAUCUCUAUAGUGGGUUUAGAUAAUAUCAUGAAACGAUAGGGACCAGUGCCUUUUUGAUCCAUGUCCAUAUGAAGUAUGUGUGAACUGUGCAAGAUCGAUCAACAUCAAGUUUUAGUUGAAAAUCAGCUUUUGCAUGCUUGCCCUAUCAAUUUGAAGGAGGUUACUGCUUUUUCAGUCAUUUAUUGUCUUUUGAAGUAAUUCAGAUUAACCACUUGUGUUUGUUCUAAUUCAAUCAGUUCUUCUAAUUGAAAUGUUGAAUUGCAGUUUACACAAAUAUUUUGUGAUACACAAGAACUCUUCUCGGACAUUUUAAACUUUGUCACAUGGUUCUCAUUUUUACAUUCUUUUAAAAAUCAGUACUUCUUACUGUAUAUGUAUUACUGUGUAUAAAGUUAUUUGGAAUGAAAAAGUCUGAGCAAUUAGAAAGCUUGUCCACUACCUUGAAAAUAAUCAUUAAAAAAAUUCCCGAUUUUCUAUGAAAUGUAAAUGGCACCAGUUAUUCACCUUGGUUGUUUAUCUGAAUGUUCACCUCUCAUCCUAUACUUAUUACAUAUGUUGUUUACCAUUUAUCAUUAAGAAGUAUUUAUCCUUUUUUAAAUUUCCUAUAUAUGUACAAUAUAAACCUGUACACUGCCAUGAUGGCUGUCAGCAGGAUUGCAAAAAAUAAAAAUACAAGUCAAACAAA